AUGACCAUUUUCUUCGUCGGUGGCAGAAAUGGUGUUCGCUUGCUCAAUGGGUUGUGGUGCACCAGGGAUCAGUUCAACACGCAGUGGGUGCUCGAUAGGUCCUCUCCGCCUAUUAUUCUAGAUGCCGACAACUAUUUCCAUCUCAACAUCCGCUCCGAGAAAAAAAGUUCGCUUGUUUUCAGCAACUUCAGUCCAGUCUUAGACUCUUUUCUCCAUACUGUAUUUGUCGACGACAAAGACCUUGAAUACCCUAUCCAUCGACUGUUCCAAAAGAUGAAGGUACUUCGGUCCAGAUUGGACGAUGCACGCAAUAUCUCGGGUGUAGAGCGACUCCCAGAAGACCUAACAUCCAAGGCCGAGGUUUUCGGGUUCAAAGGGCCUUCAUGCGAAGCAGCUGCUCAGUACUUUGCUGAUCUUGUGGCACAUCUAGAACAAUUAUUGGAGGUCGUGGAAGUGGAGUGCAAGCAAACGGCUAAGCAAUUCGAGGAGUCGCUGUCUAAUAACCAAAUUUCAUUCGACCUUCUCGAGUAUUACUAUGAGGAAGGAGCGUGGUACGCUCACAACCUUGGUAUCGAAAAUAAUGAUGUGGAUAUCAAGAGGCGGAUUAACUUGGGGAUCUUAAAACGUGCCUGCUUCCGUGACGAGAAGGAAGAGCUGGCACUCGAGAUAGAAUCUUUCGAAUGGGAUGGUGUGCAUUUCCUGAAGCACACCAACACACUUGUUCAAAAGGCAUACCAGGGAACACGAGAAAUAUCAUCCCUGGUUCUUCAACGCAUGACGAAUGAAACGCUUGCUCAAGUGACUGAGCGUGGACGAUUCUACAUCUCAUAUAGCAGAGUUUGGCAUGCGGUGUAUUAUGACGAUACACGAACGUUGGACCCGUUAGUGUGCAGCGACAUGACCUUGAAACCACGUAUGAGACGGGUCAUGAUCGACCCAGUUGGAUUUCACCGAGCACAGUCAGGCUACAACCCAAAUAUAAGUGUGCCAAUUCCUGACAAUGUGGAGGAGUACAUCGCGCUCCUUCCAUUCUGGAUUGGUGGGUAUGACCUUGAAGCACGAGUAAGCAAAUUGUAUAUCUUGCUGGUCUUCGGAGUUCACUAUGAUAUGAAGGAGUGGCGAACAUUCCGUGUGUGGGAUUUGAAGCCCGUUGAAUCUGAUCAAGAGGGAUGGAGAAAAUUGAUUAUGGACAAAGAUACCAAAGAUAUUAUUAGAGCACUACUGGAUACUACUGGUCGUUCUUUAGGCCCUCCACAUCCAGUGCAGCUCAGCAAAGGAAAGAAUGUCCUUCUCAGUGGAUUACCAGGGACUGGCAGGAUGACAGCUGUUCAUGCUGUCUGCAAUCUUUUCAAGAGACCUCUGCUUACUAUUUCUGCUCGCGACUUUCCUGACAACAAGCUGGAUCUGGUACCACGCAAUCUGAUAGUACCGUACAUUGCUCGCCACGUGUCGCUGGCAGCUACUUGGAACGCGGUGAUCGUGGUGAAAGAUGCCGAUGAUUUCUUGAAGCCAAAGUUUCAACGUGAUAGGAAUUUUGUCAACGCGGCUCUCAGUCAAUUCGAGUCCUAUGAUUGCAUCGCUUUCUGGGUGUCAACUACUUGCGACAAAGACUUCCUGAAGUCAUUUACUGCUGUCGUUGAUUUCCCUGAGCUAGAUGCUGCAGCCCGUCGUCGGCUGUGGCUCAGCCACUUUGGCCACGAUGAGCCUGUUAGAAUUUUAUCGAACAAUAGCGAGCAUACGCUUGUCAGUUCCUCCUCCGGGGAUCAGAAGAAAGUGGACUACUUGGCGCACCUUCGCGAUAUCGAGAAGCUCUCGUGGUACCAGUUGGAUAUGUUAUUAGGGAGGAUGAUCGAGAAUAUUAUGGUCUCCGCGCGAGCAUUGGCCACUUCAAACCGGGAGCAUCUGUCCAGCCACCACGUCAAAGUGGUUUUGAAGGCGCAGCGAUUGGAUAACCUUCCUUUAUGGCGCAAGCUAACCCGGUUUUUGACGCUUCCGGAGAGGGUUCUACGCACCAGUGUGGUGAAUUAA
Messenger RNA from Suillus paluster, 2028 nucleotides. RefSeq lists its product as uncharacterized. Bases 1 to 2028 code for a protein of 675 amino acids. The record is from RefSeq and is a predicted model, not a curated record. NCBI's taxonomy places the organism in Eukaryota, Fungi, Basidiomycota, Agaricomycetes, Boletales, Suillaceae. The transcript has 20 exons. Gene Ontology annotation, molecular function: ATP binding; ATP hydrolysis activity.